AGACUCGGUUUCAACAAGAUGGGCGAGCUGGAUAAGGCAUUGUUGCUCGUGAACAGCCUAUUAGAUGCCGUCACAAAAGGAAUGAAAGACGACCUCCUGCAAGACGCUAUCACCAUGUUACAGGGGGCCAUUCGCGGCGAGGGCGAUCACAGAACACGAGAAAAGCUUGAAGUUGUCCUGAUCAAAGCGCUUGUAACUCGAUUCGCUCGUUACGGAUGGGCCGACGAUUUGGACGAGGGGUUGGGACUUUUGCGAAAAGGCGAUCUUGAUGUCAAAUUGACGCUCAUUGAUCAACUCCGAAUCUCAGGUUUGCGGGGCGACCACUUCCCCGCCAUCGUCUCCUCCGUCCUCGAUCUUCUCCGAGAUUAUCGACAAUCGAUUGACAAGUCCAGCCUCGACACUGCCUUUGCUCUCGCCAUUCGAGCUAUCGCUUCGUGUCAAGGUGUGACCAACACCCAAGCCCAACUAUUGCUUCGGGUUGGAAACGCAUUUGCUCUGAGGUACCUGGCAUCCGGGGACGAGGGGGAUUUGGGUUUGGCCGGGGUAUAUUUUCAAGACGCCAAGCGCGCCUUCAACAAGGGCGAUCCGAUGCUCUCCGUCGUCCUGCUCAACCUGCAACACAUUGGAUGGAUGAAGCUCAUGGAAUGCGAAUCCAGGCAGAAGCCGGUGGGGUUUAGGGAGAUGGAGCGGUUUGGUAAAAAGGCCCAAGCUGAGGACCGAGGAGGAUUGGAACCAUACAUGCUGGGCACGGCUUUGCUGAAAAACGGAGGUCGACUUCACCUGGAUAAUGCUAUCUUUCAAUUCCGCCGAUCCCUUUCACUACGGCCGCCGCAACAUCCAAGGCGUCAUGAUACGCUUGGUAACUGCGCCAUUGCCCUGCUCAAACGAUUUAUUUUGACCAGUAACUUUGAAGAUCUGGAAGAAUCCGUUCAGAUGCAACUCCAGGCACUCGCGCUUCGACCACCGAACCACCCGGACAGAUCCCGCUCACUGGACAACCUGGCGAACGCCCUUUGCACCCGAUUCAACCACAGGGGUGAUUUCAGAGACCUGGAAGAGUGUAUUGCGCGCCACAGAGAGGCACUGAGUCUUCAACCUCCAGGCCACCCAGAUCGCCCAGCAUCGCUCGUUGGCCUUGCAAGUGCCCUUGACACGCGUUUUGAGCACAAAGGCAACGUUGUAGACCUCGAAGAAAGCAUUGCGUCCCACAGGGGAGCACUGGUUCUUCUACCUCCAGGCCACCCAGAGCGGUCUUCAUCACUCAUCAACUUCGCAGGCUGCCUUCUAACCCGCUUCAAGCUCCAAGGCGACUUUCGCGACCUCGAGGAGUGCAUUGCCUGUAAUGAAGAAGCGCUAGCCCUGAUGGCCCCGGGCGAUCCGGAACGAUGCGGCCCUCUCGAAAACGUGGCAAUCUCGCUGAGUACACGGUACCAGUACGAAGGCAACUUUCUCGACCUAGAAGAAUCCCUUUCACUUUUCAGGGAAGUCCUCAAUCUUCGUCCUCCAGGCCAUUCGGACCGUCCCAGGACGCUGAGGAAUCUUGCCAGUUCCCUUUCCAUGCGCUUCCGUCACAAAGGAGACUUCUGCGACUUGGAUGAGUGUAUUGACGCUCACAGGAAAGCACUCAGCCAUCAGCUUCCGGGCCACCCUGGCCGUGGAAUCUCGCUAAGCAGCCUGGGAGGGGCUCUUUCUAUCCGCUUCCAGUACAGGCAUGACCUGUGUGACCUGGAAGAGUCUGUCGCAUCUCACAGCGAGGCACUGGCUCUGAUCCCUCCCGGCCACCAGGAUCUCUCCAACCUACUCAACAACCUAGCAAUUUCUCUUAGCGCACGCUUUGAGCGCAAAGGUGACAUCCACGACCUGAAAAUGGCCAUCAAGUACCAUAGGGAAGCACUCACUCUUCGACCUCCAGGCUGCGCGGACCGUCCGAGCUCGCUCAACAAUUUGGCAAACGCCCUUGCUAUCCGCUUCCAGCGCGAAGGCGACCUCAGCGACCUCGAGGAGUGCAUUGUACAUGUACGGGAUGCUCUAACUGAGUUUUCACGCAUAGGUCCCGCUCUUGCCCUGGAACACGAACCCAAUCUUCCUGUUGUCUACAAUCCUGAUUCGCUGAAGACGCUGACGAACCUUGUCACAUUCCUCAAACUCAAGUACAAAGUCCACAGCGACAGCAGCAUCCAGGACGAGAUCUUCCGGCUCCUCAGGUCUGGCGCUCAGUUCCACGGAUCAUCGCCAUUGGCGAGGCUAGACCACGCCGGCCUCUGGAGUUCAACCUGCCGGGAGUUUUGUCGCUGGGAAAACGCACUGGAGGCUCACAAACAUGGGGUGGAUUUACUCCCCCAUCUGGCCUCUCUCGACCUCACACUGGAGCAGCGCCAGAAUGUCCUCAUCCACGCCAAAGAACUGUCGGGCGACGCAGUACAGUGCGCGAUUGAACAAGGUGAAUUGGAGACUGCAGUUGUGUUUCUCUCCACAGCACGAUCGGUCUUCUGGUCUCAAACCCUUCAGUUCCGGGGGUCUCUCGAUAAUUUGGAAGCCCUCCACCCUGAUUUAGCGUCGGAACUCCGUUCUGUUACUGGCCAGCUGGAAAUCGCGACAGGCCAAAACCUGGAGCCUGACUCCAUGUCGGCCAAACUGCCAUCACGACCAUACCUACUCGCUCGGAAACGAGAGGAGGUCAUCGCACGGAUACGAGCCACCGAUGGCUUCCACGAUUUCCUGCUUCCACCCUGUUUCGACACCCUCAAAAAUGCAGCCCGUGGCGGGCCCGUUGUCUUUCUGAAUGCCAGUGAAUUUGGGUGCCAUGCUCUCAUUAUGAAAGGGGACGGCACUCUUCUCCCCCUUUCUCUGCUCGCAGAUAUGUCACUGUUGCUAUAUUUAGCAGACGCAAUUCCGUUGCUGGCCAGAGGUCAAGAAAUUGACGUUCAUGUUCGAUGCAAUAUCGACAACUGUUUUGACGGGCGGGAUGUUCGGUUGAAGGCAGUCCGCAGAAGGGAAGAUUACCGGACGGCCGACGACGACUUCCGGGAUGUUCUCGAAAUCCUCUGGGAGGUGGUGGCCCAGCCAGUCAUUACAGCACUCGGACUUUCGAAGGUAAGUUAUCCUGAAACCAACUGA
Coprinopsis cinerea okayama7#130 is the source of this 3117-nucleotide messenger RNA. RefSeq lists its product as hypothetical. The coding region runs from base 19 to 3117 and encodes 1032 amino acids. The transcript is spliced from 3 exons. NCBI's taxonomy places the organism in Eukaryota, Fungi, Basidiomycota, Agaricomycetes, Agaricales, Psathyrellaceae. The record is from RefSeq and is a predicted model, not a curated record. Gene Ontology annotation, molecular function: protein binding.